AUGGGCUUUCUCGGCCUCGGAGAACCAUCCCUGGGUACAUUCAUCAUCUGCCUCGGUGCUUGGAUCAAUCGCGACUUCAAAACACCCGCCAUACACUCUAAAGAUGCCACACAGCGAGACGAUGUUGGAGCCGAAAUGGCAUUCAAUGACAUCAAGGUCGAAGAGCCCUCCAUUUUCUUCCCUGGUCAAGACAAAUGGCGUUCACGAGAGCUAUCGAUGCUGGGCUAUCGAGGAUUCAUCCACGCGCCAAAUACUACCAUGUUCCAGAAUCGAAUUCUCAGUCGUGUGCUCUUGCGGUUCCCUUUCAUUCUGGAGAUUAUCUACUGGGCACUAAUAUAUUCUGUCUACCAAAUGGCAAGAGGGUUUCUGGCUAAACGAUUGAACGAUCAGACCAUUGAUAUUGCUUGCCGCCACGCUCUACAGGUAAUACGACUCGAACAAGGCCUUCAUAUCUUCUGGGAGCUCGAGAUCCAGCGAUGGUUCUUGCAAUAUCCUGGGGUUAUGUACUGGAUCAACCGAAUCUACUCCUUCGUUCAUCUGCCUGCUACGAUUUCGUUCUUGGUCGGACUCUACUGGUUCGCAAUCACACGGAAUCGCGGCCGUACAACCACGGAACAUGUGGGGCCAUAUCUCUAUGAAUCAAGACGACGAAGUCUUGCGAUCUGCAACCUAUUGGCUUUCUGUGUUUUCUCAACGUGGCCUUGCAUGCCUCCCAGGCUCCUAGGCGACUCAGAAUCACCUGGUGAAGUGGGUGAGCUUGCCCGGAGCUUUAGCUUCGUCGACACAGUGCAUGGAAGAAAUGGAGCAGUCUCAGUUUUCAACACUCGACAGUAUACGAAUCAGCUUGCUGCCAUGCCGUCUCUGCACUUUGGGUAUUCGCUGCUUGUUGGGCUUUCCAUCAUGCGGCUUCCUAUCGCGCAUCCUGGCCGUUGCUACCGCUUAGCGUUACCGUUGCCCUGGUAUAAGCCAGAAGCCGAGUCGUGGGCCCUUCCAAUUCGAGUGCCAUCUCUUCCGAAGCUGCUGUGCGAACUCAUUGGAUUUCUUUACCCCUUCAUGAUUUUGGUAGCAAUUGUCAGUACAGCCAACCACUUCAUCCUGGACGCGAUUGUUGGAGGAUCCAUCUGUCUUGUGGCGUUGCGAUACAACGAGUUCAUGUUGAAUUUUCUACCGAUCGAAGACUGCGUCUUUUGGUGCUUGCGUAUUCAUAAGCCGGUCCAACAGCCGAUUCACCUGCCGACAGAAGGUCGAGAUUGA
Molecule: messenger RNA, 1254 nt
Organism: Cyphellophora europaea CBS 101466
Lineage: Eukaryota; Fungi; Ascomycota; Eurotiomycetes; Chaetothyriales; Cyphellophoraceae
Exons: 4
Coding region: 1-1254 (417 amino acids)
Biological process (GO): sphingolipid biosynthetic process; inositol phosphoceramide metabolic process
Cellular component (GO): inositol phosphoceramide synthase complex
Molecular function (GO): inositol phosphoceramide synthase activity
Source: RefSeq, a predicted model, not a curated record